AAGAGUUCAAUUAUGCCUACCUACAAACUGUCCUAUUUUGACGUUCGUGCCUACGCUGAGCCAGCUCGAAUCCUCUUUCAUCUGGCGGGAGUUCCAUUUGAUGAUCAUCGUUUUCCACAUGGAGAUGGUACAUGGGAAAAGCUUAAAGACAAAACUCCAUUUGGCCAAGUUCCAGUUCUAUAUGUGGAUGGAUUUGAAAUUCCACAAUCUGCUGCAAUUAUUCGCUACCUUGCCAAUAAAUUUGGAUACGCUGGAAAAACUCCAGAGGAGCAGGCUUGGGCAGAUGCUAUUGUGGACCAAUUCAAAGAUUUCAUGAGCCUAUUUAGAGAGUUUAAACUUGCACAAAAGGCUGGAAAAUCGGAUGUGGAAAUUGCCAAAGUUGCCUCAGAAGUUGCAAUUCCUGCUAGAGAUUCGUAUUUUGAAAUCAUCACAAACCUCCUUGAAAAGAGCAAGUCAGGAUUUCUCGUUGGAGAUGGGCUCACAUUUGCUGAUAUUGUCGUGGUGGAAAGUCUUACCAACCUGGAGAAAGUUCAUUUUUUCGAUGCAUCGGAGCACCCGAAAUUGGCAGCUCUCAGGGAGAAGAUCUACGCAAUUCCGGCAAUCAAAAGCUGGGUGGAUAUUCGACCAGAUACUAUUUAUUAAUUUAGUUUCUGGAUUUCUUUUGUGAAUAAAUUGAAAUAAAUUCAGAAAUAUUCAU
Molecule: messenger RNA, 697 nt
Organism: Caenorhabditis elegans
Lineage: Eukaryota; Metazoa; Nematoda; Chromadorea; Rhabditida; Rhabditidae
Gene: gst-29
Product: glutathione transferase
Exons: 2
Coding region: 13-642 (209 amino acids)
Cellular component (GO): cytoplasm
Molecular function (GO): glutathione transferase activity
Source: RefSeq, marked reviewed